AUGGCGGACACGCCCAAGUCCGACCGGUCGGUCGAGGAAGCCGGCUUCAAGUCGGGAGGUGCCCCACAACCCCGGCGCCGAUCCCGCAAGAUCCUCUUCAUCUCCAUCGCCGCCGCCGUCGUCCUCGUACUCGGUUUGGCCCUCGGUCUCGGCCUGGGUCUCGGCCUGAAAGAUCACGACGGCCGUGAUGACUCCGGCGAUGGUGGCGACGGCGACAACGAGCCUUCCCCCCCGAGCCCCACCGAGUCGCCCGUGACCCCCAACGGCACCGUCUGGCAGCCCGCCGUCGGCACCAAGUGGCAGAUCAUCCUCAACUCGAAGCUCGACGUGCCCGCCGCCAACGCCAAGACCUCGGUGACCCUAACCCCCGACGUGCCCGUCUGGGACUUUGACAUGUUCCUCCACCGCGACACCAAGGUCAUCGAGAACCUGCACUCGCUCGGCAAGCGCGCCAUCUGCUACUUCUCUGCUGGCUCCUACGAGCCCUACACGCCCGACGCCGGCGAUUUUGUCGACGCCGACCUGGGCAAGGUGAUGGACGGCUGGCCCAAGGAGAAGUGGCUGGACAUCCGCCGCACCUCUGUCCGCAACAUCAUGAUCAAGCGCCUGGACAUCGCGGCCGCCAUGAAGUGCGACGCCGUCGACCCGGACAACGUAGACGGCUACCAGAACGAGAACGGCGUGGGCCUCACCGAGCAGGACACCAUUGACUUUGUCCGGUUCCUCGGCAAGGAGUCGGCCAAGCGCGGCCUGGCCAUGGGUCUCAAGAACGCCGGCGGCAUCAUCGACAAGGUGCUCGACGUGGUCCAGUUCUCCGUCAACGAGCAGUGCGCCCAGUACAGCGAAUGCGACGUGUUUGAAAAGUUCACCGCGGCGGGAAAGCCCGUGUUCCACAUCGAGUACCCCAGCGGCGCGCCCAAGAGCAUCAAGCCCAAGGAUAGCGAGAAGGCGUGCAGCGCCGAGGGCGCGGAUAAGUUCAGUACCGUGCUCAAGGGCAUGGAUCUCGAUGGCUGGGUGGAGUUCUGCGAUGGAAAGGUCGCUGAAACCAAGGUCGCUUCUACACCUGAUAGUGAUGAGGAUUCGGGCGAUGAUGAUGAUGAGUGA
Molecule: messenger RNA, 1104 nt
Organism: Sordaria macrospora k-hell
Lineage: Eukaryota; Fungi; Ascomycota; Sordariomycetes; Sordariales; Sordariaceae
Source: RefSeq, a predicted model, not a curated record